UCUUCUCGGGUAGCGCCAGGGAGCCCAGCAGGGUACAGUUUCAGUAAGGAUCGGUCAUAAUGUAAAUAUGAUCCAUUUCCCAUCCAUUAAUCUGAAUUGGAUUUAUUGAUUUCAGUGUGUGUUCAGCCCAUGCUUGCAUGGUGGAGUCUUCAUCAACGCGACCGGAUCACAGCGGCAACCCCCCCCCCCCCCCCUGCCUUUCUCCACUUUCCUGAGAAGGUGAAGCCUUUAGAAUAAUACCGCCGGCCGCUAUGAGACGAAUAACGGGCAAGGCGAAGGAUGAAACUUUGAUCGAGCUGCAGAGCACGACGGAUUCACAGACUGGAGAUGGUCCUGCAGUGUUGACCGCAUUCAGGAUUAACCUGCACUCAGAUGAAAAUGGUGGGAAUAAUGUCAGUUCAUUAUCUGAAGGAGUCACACUGCCUGGACAUGCAGAGACGGAAAAGCUACAACCAAACAAAGACACCGUGUUCUUCAGGGAUGGAGUUCGGAGGAUAGACUUUGUGUUGUCUUACGUAGAUGACAAAGAUGGAGAAAAGAAACAAGAGAGGAGGAGGGAGUUUGAGGCCAACCUUGAGAAACAAGGUCUGGAGCUGGAGACAGAGGACAAAUCAGACUCCAAAGACCAAAAGACAUAUUUCUUGAAGAUCCAUGCUCCAUGGGAUGUACUGACGACCUACGCUGAUGUCUUAAAGAUCAAAGUUCCCUUCAAGUUGAGUGAUAUCCCCCACGGUCAGGAUGUCCCACUGGAGUGGCUCACGCAUCCUUUCCGCCUGCCAGAGCACAUCAUGCGCCCACAACCGGACUACUUUACCUACCCCUUCGACAAGGCCAAGACCAACUUCUUCCUCAUCAGUGACAAGGACACUUUCUUCCCGCCUUCCACAAGAAACAGAAUUGUGUUCUACAUCCUGGCUCGUUGCCCGUACUACAAGGAGGGUCGGAAAGAAAAAGACAAGACGGGAAUCAAGCGACUACUCAGCAAUGGGACGUAUACAGCAGCCUUUCCACUACAUGAUUGUCCAUACUGGAAAAGGGCAAGAAAUGCUGAGUGCGAGAGUGAGCGCUACAACUUGUACAACCACUGGGCCAGGUUUCUCUGCUUUUACAAAGAGCAGCCUCUCAACCUCAUCAGGAAGUACUACGGGGAGAAGAUUGGGAUCUACUUUGCCUGGCUGGGCUUCUACACAGAGAUGCUGUUCUUUGCAGCCGUCAUGGGCGUUAUAUGUUUCACCUAUGGAGUGCUCAGUUAUGAUGACAACAAGUCAAGCAAAGAAAUAUGUGACGCCAACAUUGGAGGCAGUAUUGUGAUGUGCCCACUUUGUGAUAAAAAGUGCCCUUUCUGGAAGCUCAACUCUACAUGUCUCUCAUCCUGGCAAUCCCAUCUGUUUGAUAAUGAGGGAACAGUAUUCUUUGCCAUAUUUAUGGGGAUUUGGGUAACUCUGUUUUUGGAGUUCUGGAAACGACGUCAAGCCCGCCUGGAGUACGAGUGGGACCUGGUGGACUUUGAAGAGGAGCAGCAACAGCUUCAAAUCCGACCCGAGUUUGAGAUCCGAUGCACUAACAAGAGACUCAACAAGAUCACUCAGGAAAUGGAGCCGUAUCUCCCCGUCACAAGCAAGUGUGCUCGCUUCUGCCUCUCGGCUGCCACUGUUAUAUUCUGGAUUUCUCUGAUAGUGGCCUGUAUUAUUGGGGUCAUAGCGUACAGGCUUGCCGUGUAUGCUGCAUUUGCAAGUAUCAUUAAAGACCCUAUGAGGAAGAUCCAGGUGGUGGGCAGGUUCAUCACUCCACAGCUAGCGACUUCUGUCACUGCCUCCUGCAUCAACUUUGUCAUCAUCAUGAUCCUCAACUUCUUUUAUGAGAGGGUGGCUGUUUGGAUCACUGACAUGGAAAUCCCAAAGACCCACCUGGAGUAUGAGAACAGGUUGACCAUGAAGAUGUUCCUCUUCCAGUUUGUCAAUUACUACUCUUCAUGCUUCUACGUGGCCUUCUUUAAAGGCAAGUUUGUCGGUCAUCCUGGCGACUACGCAUAUAUGUUUGGCAAAUCGAGCAAACUGAGGAAUGAGGAGUGUGACCCUGGAGGCUGUCUGAUAGAGCUGACCACACAGCUGGUGAUCGUGAUGUCAGGAAAACAACUGUGGGGGAACAUUCAGGAAGCUCUGCUGCCGUUGAUCCGUAACUGGUGGAGUAGCAGAAAGGGUCGGCACCAUCCUGCGAACCAUUACAGCCGCUGGGAGCAGGACCACGUCCUGCUGAACUUCAGCCAGCUGGGAUUGUUUUAUGAGUAUCUGGAGAUGGUGGUCCAGUUUGGUUUCAUCACUUUGUUUGUGGCCUCUUUCCCCUUGGCUCCGCUACUGGCUCUGUUCAACAACAUCCUGGAGAUCAGGGUGGACUCCUGGAAGUUCACCACCCAGUUCAGACGACCGGUGGCGUCCAAGGCCCGAAACAUUGGAGCGUGGCAGGAAAUCCUCAACGCAGUAGCCAUUUUGUCUGUUGUUACCAACGCUUUCAUAAUGGCCUUCACCUCAGACAUGAUCCCCCGUAUGGUCUUCCUGUAUGCUUACGGUAAAGAUGCCAGCAUGACUGGCUACGUUAACAACAGCCUUUCGAUAUACAACAUCUCUCACAUACCUGAUGACAACAUGCCAGAGGAGCGAGUCAACUGGUUUGAUAACUCGACUGCCACCUGCAGAUACCGUGACUAUCGUUACCCUCCAGGCCACGACAAGGAGUAUACUCACACCAUGCAGUUCUGGCACAUUCUGGCAGCCAAAAUGGCCUUCAUUAUUAUCAUGGAACACGUGGUCUUUGUGGUGAAGUUCUUUGUGGCGUGGAUGAUCCCGGACGUCCCGUCAGUUGUGAAGGCUCGGUUCAAACGAGAGCGCUACCUGAUCCAAGAGUACCUGCAUAACUAUGAGGUGGAGAGUGUCAAAAUCCAGAUGAGUGCCAGUUUCAUCACAGAGCAACAGUCAGAAUUAUCCUCGACGUCAGACAAACAUGAAGUGUUGUCUGAGUGCCUGUAGCUUCCUGCUUCACACCUCUCAACUAACCGAGCCAUAAAUGGACAUGUAUGGGAGUUUUCUCCUCACUGAGAGUUUCCAUAUACUCAGCUUCUGUCUUUACGACAAAAACGCUAUAAUCUUUUCUUGCUGAAUGGACUCCUAUAUUAGGAUCUGCGUAGAGGCAUCAGAAGGAAAUAAAAUGCAACAUUUCACUUUGCUUAAAAUCAGUUUCUUAGAGUGGAUGAAACAUUCCUGUGCCAUAUAAAGAAAGUUUGAAAACAACAGCAAAAGGCAAAAAAGAUUGUAACUGCAGCUUGCAUCAUUCCCAAUGUAAUGCCUUCAAACUCUCCAUUUGUCAUGAAAUAAUUUGUCUCUUGUCAUUUGUUUGUGCUGUCAAAGUCCAAGUUUGUGGUGUUGAAAAUGUGAAUGUGACACAGUGUAAUUACCCUUUAAAGACUUGGAUAUUAUAUCAAUAAUUUAAAUGUCUGCAUGUGAUUCUUCUGAUAAGAAAACAAGAUGAAGGGCUCAACUGUUUAGAAAAGAAGUCAAUGUUAAAAAGUGUUAAUUUUAAAUCACGUUUGUGGUUAAAAAAUAACUCAUAUCAUUUUAGGGGUAUAUUUUAUACAUCACAUAUUCUUUUUUUUUCAUUUAGCUAUGAAGGUAGAUUACAAAUGUUACUUUAAUUGGUAGCUACAUAGUGUUCAUUUCCCCUGAUCUAUAGCUGGGCUAUGAGAUUGUCAGUUUUGAAAACUGCAUUGGAAAACCAAUUACCUCCAUCAUACUGCAGUGAUCCUGUAACAAUCGAAAGUGUGUAUCAUUACACCCUGCAUUAGUAAUAUGGUGAGACAGAAGUUUCAGCCUCAUGUCUCAUCUUCCAAAUGUAUUUCCAACUUGCUGCGGGACCAAUUAUAAGAUUUUUACUAAGAGUAACAAAAUGUUACCCUUCAUUUCAGAGAUGAACAGAAAGGAGAAGAACUUCUUGUUCCCUGGUAGGGUCCAAUGUGAGUGAGGAAUUCAGUGAAAAUAAAUGUAAUUAAUGACUUUUAGUAACCAGUUCAUACUUUCUGGUUACUAAGUGUUGCUGUAGCUAUAAAUAAUAUACAAUCUAUUUAUAUGUGUUGUAAUACAAUUCAUUUAUUGAUCCGCUUCUGCUCUGUAGCCUGAGGAUUUUGAAUUUAGAUUUACUUCAUAAUCCUCUUUUAAAGAUCUAUUUAAUAAAUUUUAUUUGUAUUUGUUUUGUACUCUUUAUCACCUCAUAAAUGACCAUCAAGCCGUGUUGUUCAGACAGUUCUUCAAGAAUAUUUUAUGCUAUGAAUUAUUACUUUGUCAAGGGACCAGAGACAUAAAAACACUUCUGAGAUUAUAUUUCUUUACAGUAGAUUAGUAAUUUAAGAGAUACAGUAUUACUUUUUAAUUUUAACAGGUUUUUCUUUGUUUAUAUUGAAACCUCUUUGUAAAUGUUGCAGUUGUGAUUUCAGCUAUCAGCAAAUUAUAUUUGACACUCAAAAACUAAGCCUGACUAACGUGCAUCUCAGGAUUAAAUAUCUGCUCAAAUUUGUUGAACAUGUUGAUACAAUAUGCAGAUAUCAGAUAUGUGGUGAUCCUCAAUUCUGCAUGAUGUAUUUUCCAACAAACAAAUGCCUUAAACCUCUGUGCUUACUUGUUUUUGUAUGCUUUUGUAAUGAGAAAGUUUUCUAACUUAAUUCAAAACCAUAUAAUUUGUCAUUGCAAAAUAGCUGUUUUCUCUGGCUUGAUGUGCAUGAACUGCUGUACAUAUUCCGUCUUUCUAUUCUAAAUUCACUUUAGCCUAUUGUACAGAAAUGCAGUUAAGCUGUUAAUAUUCACAAUAAAUUGAUAAAUACCUA
Molecule: messenger RNA, 4867 nt
Organism: Cottoperca gobio
Lineage: Eukaryota; Metazoa; Chordata; Actinopteri; Perciformes; Bovichtidae
Gene: ano5b
Product: anoctamin 5b
Exons: 21
Coding region: 252-3023 (923 amino acids)
Biological process (GO): chloride transmembrane transport
Cellular component (GO): plasma membrane
Molecular function (GO): protein dimerization activity; chloride channel activity
Source: RefSeq, a predicted model, not a curated record